Colletes gigas is the source of this 1313-nucleotide messenger RNA. RefSeq names its product pupal cuticle protein C1B. Bases 853 to 1287 code for a protein of 144 amino acids. The record is from RefSeq and is a predicted model, not a curated record. The transcript is spliced from 2 exons. Lineage: Eukaryota; Metazoa; Arthropoda; Insecta; Hymenoptera; Colletidae.
AUGCGUCUUUGUGCAAAGAUUCGCUGAAAACCUGUUGAUCGAUUCUGUGUAUUCGAAACUGUGGGCUCUGCUUUUAACCGAGACACCUAACCUAACCUAACUUGCCGGUUUCUUUCCAACAAACAAAGGGAUUUGAUUUCCUCGAUAAUAUACGGUCCUGUAACCUAAUUUUCGAGUUCUAUUUCUAUAGGCCAGUUUCUAAAUAUUAUUGCAAUAUUCGAUAUCGAUUCGGUGGAGAACGAGUCGAUCGGUCUAUCUCGCAAAUCGUCGAGAUAUCUGGUCGUCGAAAAAGGACAAGCAAAAUAUUGCGAUCGAAACGAGAACAUGGGCAAAUAAAUUAAACGUAAUUUCGUGCCAUAUAUGGAGAUACAAAGGACUUCGUACGAAGUAAAUGGAUCGUUUCGAAAGAGGGAAUAGCGAGUGUUCGAACGUCUCGUUAUCAUUAACAUCGGUAUUCCAGCCAGGAAUUUGGCAAGAAGGGUAAGAGAACGGCGUAAAUGGAUCACGGUCGUUCUUUGCCGCGGCUCGAGUGGCUUUGAAUUGUUAGUCCAAGGUCGGAGGGGGGAUAUAAAAGUUGCCGAUUUUGUUGGUCGGGGAAACAAAAAGAAGAGAGCCGGGCGUGGCAGUGAAAAGUACAGGAACGAUUGCGUAUGUUCAUACGGCGAAAGUUUUUCGACACUCGUUCGAAACACGCCCUUGUACCCCACCUGAUCCCAUCACGGAGUGGCUGGGCCAGGCAUCUCGCUAGCCGGGCCCGAGCUAUAUAAGAUUUCGGCUACGAAACGAUUGACAUGCACUUGCCUUCGUACAUCCUCGAAGAAUCGACCGAUCCAACAGCCCAACCGUCUCACAAUGUUCUCGAAGAUCGUAAUCCUCGCCUGCGCUCUGGCAGUGAGCAACGCCGGUUUAUUGGCCCCGAUCGCUGGACAGUACAGCUUGGCCACUGGAGCUUUGACGUCUACUUCGGACAACAUACUUCGAAGCAGCGGAAAUCUGGCGCAGAUCGCGACUCAAUCGAAAACGAUUGCCACUCCGUUCUCGACCAGCAGCAAGUCCGACAUCCGUGUGACGAACCCGGCUAUCUAUGCGCACGCAGCCCCCUUGGCUUAUGCUGCGCAUGCAGCUCCAUUGGCAUACGCCGCGCACGGAGCUCCAUUGGCGUACGCUGCACAGGCUGCCCCCAUCGCUGCACACUCGGGCCCCCUCCUCGGUGUAUCCUACUCGCCAGCCGUUGCUGUCUCCCACAUGACUUACAGCAGCCCCAUCGGCGUCUCUUACUCCUGGUAAUAGGCUCUUAUCAGAUCACCGUUGCU